Messenger RNA from Theobroma cacao (cacao), 1996 nucleotides. Its product is annotated as protein DETOXIFICATION 24-like. Gene Ontology annotation, biological process: xenobiotic detoxification by transmembrane export across the plasma membrane. Gene Ontology annotation, cellular component: membrane. The record is from RefSeq and is a predicted model, not a curated record. Lineage: Eukaryota; Viridiplantae; Streptophyta; Magnoliopsida; Malvales; Malvaceae. Gene Ontology annotation, molecular function: xenobiotic transmembrane transporter activity; antiporter activity.
UGUCUCUGAUCCUCAUCCUGGUCCGAUCCUGCUGACCAAUCUUUAUAUAGUAUUUUAGCCAAUUGUAUUGAAUCAGGCGAUUUAUUAACUUAUUAGUAGUAUUUUUUUCUUAAAUAGGAUUGAUAUUUAAGGCAGGAAAACCACCACCAAGUACUUCAGGUUUUUCUCAUUUAAUAAGUUCUUGCCCCCUGCCUACUUGAUAAGCUUCAAGUUUGAACCAUCCUUUGUUUUAUUUUUUUGGUCCAACUUCAUCAAACUUUCUCUUGUCUAGCACAUGAACCAGUAGUGCUACUCUUCGUUUCCAUCUCUCUCUGUUUGGAGUUCCAGGCUGCGGCAAAUUCUCGACCCCUGGAGUCUACUUCCAGCUAGUUCUGAAAGCUCUAGAGGCUAUCGGUUUUUCCUAGACUAUGGAUAACAAUUUGGGAGAAUGGUUUCUUGCAAAGCAAGAUGAAGGAAGGAGUGCUGGUCUGAAAACAAGGGUUUGGAUUGAAUCAAAGAUCAUAUGGAGGAUUGCUUUCCCCUCAAUGUUGGCAAGGGUCACUGCUUUUGGAAUGGUGAUUGUGACACAGUCGUUUCUCGGUCACAUUGGCGAGGUUGAGCUAGCCACUUACGCCCUCAUUCAAAGCAUUCUUGUACGAUUUGUGAAUGGAGUGUUGAUUGGCAUGUCGAGUGCGACUGAAACACUUUGUGGGCAAGCAUUCGGGGCAGAACACUACCAUAUGAUGGGAAUAUACCUGCAACGAUCAUGGAUUGUUGAUGGUGCCACCGCGACGAUAUUAGUCCCUCUCUUUCUUUUAGCUACACCGCUCUUAAGACUACUUGGGCAGGAGGAGCAGAUUGCAAAAGCAGCUGGCACAAUCUCCCUAUGGUUCAUUCCCAUGCUUUACAAUAUGGUAUUUAGCCUUACCAUCCAAAUGUACCUCCAAGCACAGCUCAAGAACUUGGUUGUGGGGUGGCUAAGUACCGCCUCAUUCCUACUUCAUUUACUACUGUCUUGGCUUAUGGUUUACAAACUUAACUGGGGAGUCUCUGGGGCAAUGGGAGCCUUGAAUAUAUCGAGUUGGGCAAUGGUCAUCGGCGAAUUUGUCUACAUCUUCGGAGGUUGGUGCCCUCAUACAUGGAAAGGGUUCACUAAAGCUGCCUUCUAUGAUCUGAUGCCAGUAGUAAAGCUCUCAGUAGCCUCGGGCCUCAUGAUUUGCUUAGAGCUGUGGUACAAUGCCAUUCUCGUCUUGUUGGCUGGAUACAUGAAAAAUGCAACCAUUUCCAUUGAUGCCUUCUCCAUCUGCAUCAAUAUGAAUGCAUGGGAAUUCAUGAUCUGCCUUGGCUUCCUGGGUGCUUCAAUUGUUCGUGUUGCGAAUGAACUGGGGAGAGGAAAUGCAAAGGCAGUGAAAUUUUCCAUAAAAACCAUUCUUGGUACUUCAAUAUCAUUUGGGGUGUUCUUCUGGAUUCUGUGUUUAGUAUUCGGGCAUCGACUUUCAUACUUGUUUACUACCAAUGAGGAAGUUGCAAAAGCUGUAUCAAGCCUCUCAACCCUUCUUGCCUUCUCAAUCUUGCUCAAUAGUGUUCAGCCAGUAUUAUCAGGUGUAGCCACAGGUGCUGGUAUGCAAAGUACUGUUGCAAUUGUGAACUUGGGAUGUUAUUAUGCAGUAGGGAUACCAGUUGGAGUUGUGCUUGGUUAUGUGCUAGAUUUUGAAGUUAGGGGUCUAUGGGUUGGAUUGCUUAGUGGGGUGGUGUUACAAACCGUCAUUCUAUCUGUCAUUGUGUGGAGAACGGAUUGGGAAGAGCAGGUAAGGAGAGCAUAUGUACGUCUCAAUCGAUGGCUUUUAAAACCGGAAGCAGAAGAUAAUCGAGGCCCGUAUCUAGUUUAAAUUAAAUGAACAGUAGUUAAUUGUAGUAGGUUGAUGAAGAAAAAUUUUGGCUACCUUUAUUUUUCUUACAUUUCUUAUUGCUUUUCGAUUAAACAAAUAAAAUAGAUUUUAGCCAUAUUUUCCCCAUA